Coregonus sp. 'balchen' is the source of this 2188-nucleotide messenger RNA. The record is from the annotation of a GenBank genome assembly. NCBI's taxonomy places the organism in Eukaryota, Metazoa, Chordata, Actinopteri, Salmoniformes, Salmonidae.
GGACAGUGUCAGUGUGGGAUAAGUUCAUUCACUGGGCAGACAGCGACUAUGGCGGCUAGGAUAGGAGGCAGUGUUCUGGUGACAGGGUCUAACCGCGGAAUCGGUCUAGAGGUAGUUCGUCAGCUGGCAGAGUCCACCAGUCCUCCAGCCCAGAUCUUUGCCGGGUGUCGAGAUCUGUAUGGAGCUCAGGUAGUUCACAGCCUCUAAGGCCAGUUUACAGAGAGUAGCAGAGCAACAGAGAGCUACAAAGCCUAAUGCAUGGCACAUAGAGUAUGUAGAGGUUGGCAACAAUAGAAAACUGAACAUGGUUUCUGUUUUAUGUAGCAAGAUAUUUGAGUUAAAUAUGAUUAAUACGUAGAUUCUCUCAUUAUUAAGUACUGUACAUUUGUUAUAAUUCUCAGUUAUAUGUUGUGUAUUUGUAUUAGAAAGAUUCAUUAGCACGUGACUUUGUAUAUCCACUUAAUUCUCUCUGGAAAUUGCCGGAGUGAAUCAGGAUCCUAGAAUUUAACCUGCCCUGACCCAACACAUUUGCUCCUGCUUCAAGGCACUGAAGGAGCUGGCACAGCGGCAUCCCCAACUGGUCACUAUUGUGAGAUUGGGUAAGGGUUUCUGCUACAAUGUAGUUUGCAUAUUGUGACAAAUACACAGAGAUAACACAAGAGAUAACUUUCUGCAAAAAAUGUAUUUCUUACAGGGUGACAACAAGAGCUGAGUGAGAUAUAGUUCCUUCCUAAACCUCUAAAUUUCAAAAAUGUUGUGUUGACAGAUGUUGCAGACCCAUUCAGUAUAUCCGAGGCCUCCAGGGUGGUUGGUGAUAAACUGAUUGACGGCAGCCUGAAUUUAAUCAUUAACAACGCUGCCAUUAAUGUCCCUGUCGUGAACGACGGGAAUAACCACCCUGGCACACUGGCAGUGACGGGCAAGAAGGAGAUGGUGGAUUUGUUUGUCACCAACGCAGUGGGACCCAUGCUCAUUGCUAAGGUCGAUACAUGCGCUAUUACAUGAAGUACUUCAGAAGACUAGGCUUUUGUCUUACUGUUUCAUUGUUUACAUUCUCCCUUCUCAGGAAUUUUGUUAUGGUGUACUUUGAGUUAUCUGCUCUCUAUAAAUCUCUCAAUAAAUACAUGCUACAAAAAAAGAGGAUAAAUUCCUAAAGGGCAAAGGUGUAUGAAAAAGUUACCAGAUCUUUGAUGUAUUGACACUAAGAUUAAGAAAAUGACUUCUUUAUGUGUCCUUUCUUGCAGGAGUUCAGGUCAUACCUGCAGAAGGCAGCUGACCAAUCAGGUCCUGCGACAACAGGGAUGUCCUGUAGCAGGGCAGCCAUCAUCAACAUCUCCACUCUGCUGUCCUCAGUUGAGAAGUGUCCUGAGACAUUCUCCAUGGCCCCUAUGUAUCCUUACAGAGCCAGCAAGGUAUGCCACCAUCAGUAGGCCUACGUCUAAUAUGAUUCUUAAUACUCUUCUGGCUGAUAGUGGAACAGUUUCUAUUGAUUCCAUGCUGAAUAACGAAGAUGUGGAUAACAUGAGUUCUGUUGUCCUAUUCUCCACUAGGCAGCGCUGAACAUGCUGACACGCUGCCUGGCAGAGGACUUCAAGAGGGAUGGGAUUCUGGUCAUGGCCAUCCACCCUGGCUGGGUGAAAACUGACAUGGGAGGCCCACAUGUGAGUAACAGGAUACGUGAUUUUUGCAUGUAUCUGUAAAUUAAAAAGAUUAAGCUUAAAAGUCCACAAUGCCAUUUUGCAUAAUGCACUGCACAUUACUCUGAAGUAGCAAAACUCAUAUGAUAAUUAUAUAUUUGUUUAUAAGCGUAGAACAAGGUAGGACUAGAGUCAUAGCAGACUGGCACAGAUCUAUAACUGUUUGUCUGUGUUUCUGUUCGACAGGCACCGGUGAAGACUGAGGACAGUGCCAAAGGCAUGCUGCAUGUGAUGUCAACCCUCACAGAGAAGCACAAUGGCAGCCUUCUGGACUGGGAAGGGAAUGGUAUCCCAUGGUGAUGUUCCAGGCCAAUGGUCCAGUCUCUGGGACCAAUAGACUUAGACUUCUGAGUUCUUUGAAUAAAUCUCUUAGUAUGACUGAAUAAUGUUUUGUCUUCUUAAAGGGGAGUCUGUAGUCUGUAAUCUCAUUUUUCAUUCUGAUUCAAUUGCUGGGCAUUUCUUAACUCAAUAAACUGACAGCUAGACUCUCA